AUGUCUGCCGGUCCUGGCUCUGACUCACGGUCUCGGUGCAGAGCCCGUGGCGCCGUGGCCGGGCUGCGGUCUUGCAAUCUGUUGAUAACUCCACUUGCUAGCUCGCAAUGGAAAACUGCUCCCUGGCACAGAGACCUCGCCACAGCCGGUCGGCACCGCGCGGCACAGCGCCACCGCUCCAGCUGCCUCUGCCUAAAUAGAUGGGGACAGCCUGGUGACCCUCACCCACCCCGCCAUCACCCUGAGGCCCCUGGCCUCGGGCUGGACCCCACAGCCACUGUGUGGGACCUUGACCUUCGGGACAGCCAUGGAGGCCGGCAGGGAGGAGGGGGCCACAUAAUCGGCCCGGCGGCGACCCCACUCCGUCCGCACUCUCACUGCAGGAGCUUCACAGGGCUCAUGGAUUUGAAGACCGUGCUGUCCCUGCCCCAGCACCCAGGGGAGCUCCUGCACCCCGUGGUGUACGCCUGCACCGCCGUCAUGCUGCUGUGCCUGCUUGCCUCCGUCAUCACCUACAUCGUGCACCAGAAUGCCAUCCGGAUCAGCCGCAAAGGCCGGCACACGCUCCUGAAUUUCUGCUUUCACGCAGCUCUGACCUUCACGGUAUUUGCCGGUGGCGUGAACCGCACCAAAUACCCGAUCCUGUGCCAGGCGGUGGGCAUCCUGCUGCACUACUCCACGCUCGCCACCAUGCUGUGGAUUGGGGUGACCGCCAGGAAUAUCUACAAGCAGGUGACCAAGAAGGCCCCACCGUGUCCGGGCGCAGACCAGCCUCCAUACCCCAGGCAGCCCCUGCUCAGGUUCUAUCUCAUCAGCGGAGGGGUGCCGUUCGUCAUCUGCGGGGUCACAGCUGCCACGAACAUCAGGAACUACGGAACGGAGGACGCGGACAGGCCCUACUGCUGGAUGGCCUGGGAGCCCAGCCUGGGUGCGUUCUACGGGCCGGCGGCCUUCAUUGCGCUGGUCACCUGCGUGUACUUCCUGGGCACCUACGUCCAGCUGCGGCGCCACCCGGAGCGCAGGUAUGAGCUCAGGCCGCGGGCGGAGGAGCAGCAGCGACUGGCGGUGCCCGAGGCCGGCCACAGCCCCGGGGCGCGGCCGGGCACGCCGCCCGCCUGCGACGCCCUGGCCGCCUCGCUGCUGCAAAACGAGCACUCGCUCAAAGCCCAGCUGCGGGCCGCUGCCUUCACGUUCUUCCUGUUCACGGCCACCUGGGCCUUCGGGGCGCUGGCCGUGUCCCAGGGCCACUUCCUGGACAUGGUCUUCAGCUGCCUGUACGGCGCCUUCUGCGUGACGCUGGGGCUCUUCGUGCUCAUCCACCACUGCGCCAAGAGAGACGACGUGUGGCAGUGCUGGUGGGCCUGCUGCCCCUCUCGCGGCGACGCCCACGCCACCAAGCUCAGCGCCCACCCGGCGCUCGACACCAACGGGGACGCGCUGGGGCCCGUGGCCUGCCUGCAGGACUCGCCGUGUCCGGGCAAACCGCGGGGCUUCGGCCACCCACCCGCCGGCCACUGCAAGAUGACCAACCCGCAGGCGGCCCAGAGCCACGCCAGCUGCCUGUCGCCAGCCACGCCGUGCUGCGCCAAGAUGCACUGCGAGCAGCUGAUGGAGGACGCGGCCCACGUCCACGUGCACGAGGAGGACCCCUUCGGGCACGACCCGCACCUGCACAGCUGCCUCCAGGGCACAACUGAACCCCCCUACUUCGGCCGACCCCGGGCAGCCACAGGGCAGGAGUAUGCCUACCACUUCCCGUCCAGCCUGGAGGGCAGCCCCCGCAGCUCGCGCACGGACAGCCCCCCGAGCUCGCUGCGGGGCCCGGUGGGGGCACACACACUGGCCUGCUGUGCCCAGGGCGGCCCCUUCCCCCUAGUCAGCCAGCCCGAGGGCAGCGACACGGCGCUCUACGGCUGCCCGCUGAGGCCAGCUCGGGAGGCGGCCCACGGCCCGGCCCACUUUGAGAUGCUCCGGAGGACGCAGUCCCUGCCCUUCGGCGGGCCUGGUCAGAACGGGCUGCUCCAGGGAGAUGUGUGCCAAGCCCUGUCCUUCAGCGCGGACGGCACGGGCAACAUCCGGACAGGCCCGUGGAAGAACGAGACCACCGUGUAGCUGGGCCGGCGCCUCACGUCAGCGGCCCCGGGGGACGAGCAUGAGCAGAGCGAGGCCUUGCCACGUGAGGCCGGC
Molecule: messenger RNA, 2187 nt
Organism: Hyaena hyaena (striped hyena)
Lineage: Eukaryota; Metazoa; Chordata; Mammalia; Carnivora; Hyaenidae
Gene: ADGRA1
Product: adhesion G protein-coupled receptor A1
Biological process (GO): G protein-coupled receptor signaling pathway; cell surface receptor signaling pathway
Cellular component (GO): glutamatergic synapse; postsynaptic density; plasma membrane
Molecular function (GO): G protein-coupled receptor activity
Source: RefSeq, a predicted model, not a curated record